Molecule: messenger RNA, 428 nt
Organism: Aspergillus calidoustus
Lineage: Eukaryota; Fungi; Ascomycota; Eurotiomycetes; Eurotiales; Aspergillaceae
Source: the annotation of a GenBank genome assembly
CGCAAUUUGGCGCUUCGACAGCUCAAUCCACAACAGUCGCACUUGGCACUAUUUGUUCUUGUCAGGAUGGGCUAAACAGACUUCAGAUCAUUCUGCAAAAGUGUACUCAAGCCAAUGGCUCCAAGAUUUGCACCAGCCUUAACCGCCAAGUCAACCGAUCAUUAUACCCGUUCAGGCGAGAGACUCUAGUGGCACUCAUGGAGUUGUUAGACAGGCUGCAGGCGACCCUUAAUAUUUCCCUCCAAAUGCUAAUCAUUUCUAUGAUCACCAGCAACCAGAGCCAGAUUGAUCUAAUGGCCAGGGGUUUCACAACAACCGCGUCGAAUAUGAGGCAAAUCUUGGAAGCCACAAAUGGCCUGAAUCGGAGCAGUAUUGGCAUUGAUAACAGAUUAAAUAUGCUUGAGCGGCACCUGAAACAAGUAGCAUGA